AUGUCCAGUGAAUCAGACAAGCAUUCUUCCAUGGAAGAACCUCUCUACGAUCUAGACAUACGAUCUGACCCUCGCGUGCAAUGGAUCAAGGAACGUAUCCUCAAAUUUAUUGGCAUGAACGAUGAGGACCUAUUCUAUAAUAUGCUGGACGAGGGCGAUGCUAAGCAGAAACUGAUGACAUUCAUUAUGGCUCCAGUGUUGCCAAAUGAACUGGGACUUGACAAGAAGACGUUUUAUGUGUCUAAAAUUAUUGUGGACAAGCUCAUUCAUGAGGAUAAGGAGUUUACUGAGUGGAGGGUAGUUCCACCCCCACCACCGCCUCCGCCACCACCGCCAAAGAAGAAGAAAGGCAAAAAGGGCAAAGGAGCAUCCGAAGCUGAACCAGAACCGGAGCCGGAAGUAACCGCGAAGAGCAUGAAAAAGGAAGCCGAAGAAUUGGAAAAGGAAGAGAUAGAAACAGUGGCUGCUGUAACUGAAGUCAGUGAGAGUGAAAUGGAAACGAAAACAUCAAUAGAUUUACGUCUAGAGGAAGAAGAAAUGCCACUUGUAGCCGAGGAUUCAUAUACCUUCCCGCCACCACCGGAGGAUCUUGAUCCAGAAAUUGAUGGAACAUUAGAAUUUUACACAGUUAUUAGAUCAGUACCACGUAUAAUUCAAUAUCCAAAACUAGUUCCAAUAUUCGGAGCUUUCACUCCACAAGUGGCGAAUCGCAAUCGUCGAUACAUAUAUUUUGUGCGGCAAACUCAAGAGGAGAUACCGCUUCUUGAAACAGAAAGACUCACAAAGUUGAAAAUGUCAGAAUAUAUUUUGUUGGGUUCAGUUAAUGGAAAGGUUUUGAUGAGUUUGGGAUUACAGUUGAAAGAGGCAUACAUACCACUAUUCGAGAGGCAAUUUCGAGAAAUAAGCACAAUGAAUGCGCAAUCCUCGCACGCCAUGCUGUCCAGGCAAAUAUCAUUUGCUGGCGAACACCAUAAAAUGGAUGAAACUGCAUCUGAUGUUAAUUAUCUGCGGCCUUCGGAUUACAGAAGGAUGUCUAAUAUUGCUCGAGGAGAAAAUGCGGAAAGGCGAAUGAAAAAUAUGCGUUCUGAAUCCUUUACACAUACUCAUAAACAUAGUAUAACAAGGCCAACAUCUUCAAUUACAGCACAUAUGACGUCAUCACUGGAUAUACCAUUGACGAAAACAGCUAAAAGCUCACAGAAAGCGGACAAGCAAAAGACUACGGCGGAAGAAGUUAUCUCUGAUAUAAGCGAACUCGUUUCUAUUGUUGAUUGGACAAUAGAACACAUAGAGGGUGAGAUACAACUGCCAAUGCCAAAUAUACCAGCACUAACAGAGCCGCAUGCGCAUAUCGAUGUUAAUGAUCCGGAAUUUGUAGCUCAGUUGGAAGAGGCGGUUAUUAUGUGGCAGACGCAUAUAGAUUCCACGAUAUCUGCCUGUUUGGGAAAGACACGAGAAGGAGAAGGACCGGUGGCUGAGUACAAGUACUGGCGUGAAAGAGAUGCAGAAAUUUCCUUACUUGUGGAGCAAUUGAAGCAACCAAUGGUAGUGAAGAUUAUGGCUUUGCUUGAAAAAGCCAACUCUACUUAUUUAGAGGGCUUCAACAUUUAUAAGGAGAGAUUGCUAGAACAAUAUAAUUUAGCAGGAGAUAACUUGAAAUUCCUUUCCACGUUGAUGAGAUUCUUUACUGUAAUAGAAGACGACUCACCACUGCAGCAAGUGAUAGAUAUAUUGCCGGAACUAGUGGAGAGUAUCUACAUGAUGUGGGUGCUCUCCAAGGGUUAUCGGACAGAUGAAACUAUGGUGCCCUUGAUGGCUCGGAUAUCCUGGGCUUUGUGCGAUAAACUGGAACGAUUCCUUAAUGUGCAUAAGUUGUUUGAUAAACCAAAUGAAGAAGUGCUCUCACUGGCCCGCGCCGGUCAAAAGAUAAUGGAGACAUGGCACGCGCUGUACAAGGAGACUCGGCGCGGCAUCGAGCUGAGCGGGAAGGGCGCGCGCUGGGAGUUCGACCAGCCGCUGCUGUUCACGCGCACAGACUAUAUCGGCACCGUGGGACGCGACUUGGGCGAUGCUAUACAGGUGCUAAUAGACUUCGAGCGUAUAUUCGGUAUGGAGCUCAAGUCCAUUAUCAGCGAUCCGACUCAAAUCGACGACGUUCGGAAACGUGUCAAGAAUCUCGUCUAUCCAAUACGGACGAUCGACUUUAGCGUGUUUGUGUUUGACAAUAAGGAAAAUUGGGACGUGAUCAUGAGCGAUUUCUGGACCGAAGUGCGUUACCUUGAGGAGGAGGCUAAGAACUAUAUUAAUGCGUGUUUCAGCAAUUUGCGAAAUGCGGAAGAGGCUCUAGACGUCCUAUUAAAGUUUAUAGAGUUCGACUUGCGAGAUACGAUAAAACGUCAGCUCGCAACGAAGUUCGACCUCGUUAUGCGACAGUUUAUCAAGGAAUUGACCGCCAUUGAAGACAAAUUUACGCGGUUUCGUAAAAACCCACCCUUGCUACGUAAUCAUCCACCAGUCGCUGGCGCGAUCUACUGGGCAAGAGCGCUCUUUAAUAAGAUGAAACAACCGAUCAUGAAGUUUCAAAAGAUAGAAAAACUUAACGAAUGCGAGCAAAAGAAAGAAGCUUUCCUACAAUAUAAAGCGUUCUCGAAGCUAAUCAAGGAGUACGAACAGACGAAGUACAAGGAAUGGGUCGAUGGUGCGUCGCUCUUUGUGGACAACCUGAUGAAGAAGAAUAUACUCCAUGUUGUUUUUAAGAAGGAGGAAGAAGCAGCACCAUCUGCCCAACGCGGUAUGCAACUGACAGCAGCGGGAAAAGCACACGUCGCUAGAAAGAAGGCCUCAGUUCUAUCUCUCCGGCCUGUUGAUAUUGUUAACAAGGAGAUUGCGGAUAAGCGACGGAGGGAUAAAGCGUUAAUGUUGAUGAGAAUACCAGGACAGCAUUAUGAAAAUGUACGCUCACCAAGUUCUAUGUCUCUACUGGCUAAAGAAGGAUUGACUGAUGUCACAUGGCGAGAUUUAACCGUCCACAAACUUAUGCAGGAGUAUGGUCUCGAAUUUCAGCCCAAUUUCGAUAAGCACAUAUUUUUGGUAAUUCAUGAAGCAGAGUUAAUGGAAAAAUUAGGAUUCGACCUUCCCUCCAACAUUCGGGACGUUGCUAUGCAAAAGGCGAGAUUAUACUAUGAACUAGAAGCGUUAGGUAUAAUCAUUGAGAAGUACAACAUCAGUACAACUUCAUUGAGUCCAUCAGAGACACAUUUGAUGAAGAGGCAUUUAUUGGACAUGGAGAGACAUAUCCUGCCUGGUCUGACGAGGAUAACUUGGACUGCGUUGGGCAUUAAUGAUUAUAUCAAAGAUAUUACUAAAGGCCAAAACUCGCUACAGGCGGUCUACCAACAAUUGAAAAUGGUGGAGAAAGAGAUUCAAUUUCUCAUUGAUCAGUUGCAAGAAUUCGAUCUAUUCCCAUUUGUGAAGCCGACGAAUUAUAUCGAUCCAGUGACUAAAGAACCUGAUGAUACUUGGCUUUAUCCUUGCAAAACAUACUUUGUCGAAGUUGAAAACGAACGUCUAGAAAGAAUUGCUAUGUUAUCACGCAUAUAUGAACGUAUUGGUCCUAUCCUAAUGAAACUGGAGUAUUUAAUCCUGGGAACAAGUACAGGACGAUCUGCAGUUAUGACGGCGUAUUAUACCUACUGGGAAAAGAAGAUAUUUAAGUGUUUGGUCACGCUAACACUAGAAAACUUAGAGGCUUUCCAACAGUCCCUCAGCGAGAAGACGCCGCUGUUCCAAGUGGAUGCUGUACUGGUUCCACCAGAUAUUACCAUGCGACCCACUCCUGCUGAAGUUUGCAACAUCCUUGGAUAUAAUAUUAAGCAUUUUUUGAACAGAUUAACAGCAUUCCCUCGCUGGAUGAAGAACACGUGUCUUCCGUGUCCACCACAACGAGUGGCUGAAGCGACCGGCAAUGAAUUUUACGUGUUCUCAUACUUUGAGGAUGUGCUGCGGGUGGUUUCUAUUAACGAUAUGACGCUACUCAUUCAAGACACGAUCUAUCGGCUUACGCAAGAUAUUAAUACGUAUAUUCAGAAGUGGCAUAAAUACCAACACCUAUGGGCAUUCGACAAACAUCUAUCUUGCGAGAAAUAUAUCCAAAAACACGAACAGAUCCACAAAUACGACGAAAAAUUCUUUUUCUUUGAAGACAUAAUAGCUGACUUGCACAAUCAUGUUAAAUUUGUUGACGUUGGAGCGAUAAGAGUUAAUUUACGGCCAAUAAUAAAACAAGUACAGGAUCAUGCGCAGGAAUGGAAGAAUAUCCUGGGACAUUGUAUUGCCGCGAAAACUAGAAUGAAUAUGUAUGACUUGAAAAAUCAAAUAGAGGGAUUGGAAGAUUUCAAACUAGUAAUGGCUGCAAUUGCUCAAGUGGCUCAAUUGACUAUUACAGCCGAAGUUAAGUACAGAGGAAUGCAAGAGAUAUUCAAUAUGUUGAGACAACAUAAUAUAGAUGUUUCAGACGAUGAUAUCGAGUUUGCUAAAAACCUAGAAAGUUCCUGGGGGUCUCUGUGCCAAACUUCACUAUUCCGAGGCAAUACCCUCGAGCAGACAAAGGAAAAAUUCUCUAAACUAAAUGUAGUCGAAAUAUCUAACUUCCUAAAAGAGUUGGACGACUUUGUUGAAAAGUUCGACUCUGAAGGACCAGCUACUGUUGGCGAUGAUAUGGAUCGAGGAUUGAUAUUGAUGGAGGAAUAUACUAAACACUUCGAUGAACUUGAAAAUCGUAAAAAAAUGCUACAAGCGGCGGAACAAUUAUUUGACAAUCCAUUAGCUGAUUUCUCCAACUUCAACCGAGCUAAAACAGAUUUUCAAGCAAUGGAACAAGUGUAUAAAAUAUACAAAGCGCAGAAGAAUGCGCGAGAGUUGUGGGCGAAGACGUUGUGGGUUAACUUGAACCCUCAAGCAUUAGUAGAUGGAAUUGAGCAGUUCUUCAAAGAAUACAGAAAACUACCAAAAGCAGUGCGUCUAACGUCAACAGGUCUCAUGCUUGAUCUGAAGAUGAAACAAUUUAAGGGUGUUGUUCCGCUCAUGGUGUCGCUGAAGAACGAGGCGAUGAGAGAGCGCCAUUGGAAGGAACUCAUGGCUAAGACUGGUCAGACAUUCGAUAUGUCUCCCGAACGAUUUACCUUGGAGAAUAUGUUCGCUAUGGAAUUACACAAAUACCAAGAUGUCGCUGAAGAAAUCGUCAACCACGCUAUCAAGGAGCUAGCAAUAGAACGCGGUGUGCGUGACGUCCAAGAGACAUGGGCUAACAUAGCGUUCACGGUCACGCGACACUUCAACCGAGGCGAGGACCGCGGCUACACGCUCAACCCGUGCGACGAGAUUACGGUCAAGCUGGACGAUGAUGCUAUGUCGCUGCAGAGCAUGGCAGCUUCACAAUUCAUCGGCCCAUUUCUUACAGUUGUUCAGACAUGGGAACGCCGUCUUUCAUUAAUAUCAGAAGUAAUUGAAGAGUGGAUGGCGACUCAGAGAAAAUGGUUAUAUUUAGAGGGGAUAUUUGUUGGUGGUGAUAUAAGGACACAAUUGCCUGAAGAGGCGAAGAAAUUUGAUGAUAUUGACAAGAAUUUUAGGAAGAUUAUGCUGGAUACUGCAAAGAGGCUAAACGUCGUAGACUGCUGCACAAUAGGUGGCAGAUUGGAGGAAUUCAUAAAUUUGGGAUUAGGAUUACAAAAGUGUCAAAAGUCAUUGAACGAGUACUUGGAUUCAAAACGCAGAAUUUUUCCCCGGUUCUUCUUUAUAUCGACGGAUGAGCUUCUAUCCAUUCUAGGUAGUAGCGAAUGUAGCUGUGUACAGGAACAUAUGAUAAAGAUGUUUGAUAACAUAAGAGCUCUGGAUUUAUACGUGGAUCAUACAAAUCGACCAGUUGCAGCCAAAAUGAUUUCUGCUGAAGGCGAGAUAAUGGAUUUCCGAUAUGUCGUCUACACGGAAGGCAGAGUUGAAGACUGGAUGAAUCUAGUGCUUAAAGAAAUGCGAAGAACCAACAAGUUUAUCACCAAAAAGGCAGUCUUCUACUACGGAAAGAAUUGGCGAGUACCAAGAACGGAAUGGAUUAUGGAGUACAUUGGCAUGGUGUGUUUAGCUGCUAAUGGCAUAUGGUGGACCGCUGAAACUGAAGAAACUUUCAUAAGAAUAAGGAAAGGAAAUAAACGGGCUAUGAAAGAACAUCUAGAGCAGCAAAACGAACAGCUAGAUGGAUUGGUUGUUAAAGUCAGACAAGAUCUAUCAUCAAACGAUCGUCUCAAAUUCCGCACAAUAACAACGAUCGAUGUGCACGCUAGAGAUAUCAUUGAGGGUUUCGUGAGGGACAAUAUCACGGAAGCUUCCGAGUUUGAAUGGGAAAGCCAACUUAGGUUCUAUUGGUUGAAGAAAGAUGACAAUCUCUGGAUUAAGCAAUGCACUGGUGUCUUCGAAUACGGAUAUGAAUACAUGGGACUGAACGGACGGUUGGUGAUCACUCCGCUAACUGACCGAAUAUAUUUGACCAUCACACAGGCUCUAACUAUGCAACUCGGAGGAGCACCAGCUGGCCCCGCGGGCACGGGCAAAACAGAAACCACGAAGGACCUAGCCAAGGCACUUGGUCUACUCUGCGUAGUGACCAACUGUGGCGAGGGCAUGGACUUCCGCGCGGUGGGACAGAUCCUCGCGGGGCUGUGCCAGUGCGGGGCGUGGGGUUGUUUUGAUGAGUUCAACCGGAUUGAUAUCAGCGUGCUGUCCGUCAUAUCCACGCAGCUGCAGUGCAUACGGAGCGCACUGCUGAUGAAGCUCAAGCGGUUCACGUUUGAAGGACAAGAGAUCGAUAUGGACAGCAAAGUCGGUAUCUUCAUCACCAUGAACCCGGGCUACGCGGGCCGCACUGAACUGCCGGAAUCUGUGAAAGCGCUGUUCAGACCUGUUGUGUGCAUUUUACCCGAUUUGGAAAUGAUUUGCCAGAUAUCACUCUUCUCUGAUGGAUUCUUGACAGCGAAGGUUUUGGCAAAGAAAAUGACAGUCUUAUACAAAGUGGCGCGGGAGCAACUAUCAAAACAAUCCCACUACGACUGGGGUCUCAGAGCACUGACUGCAGUGUUGAGAAUGGCGGGUAAACUUCGACGAGAUUCACCUGGACUUAGCGAAAUUAUGGUGCUUAUGAGAGCACUCAGAGAUAUGAACCAUCCAAAGUUUGUUUUCGAAGAUGUACCGCUGUUUCUUGGUCUAAUAAAAGAUUUAUUCCCUGGACUGGAAUGUCCCCGCGUUGGUUAUCCAGACUUCAAUACGGCAGUCGUGGAAGUUUUGGAAAAAGAUGGAUAUAUUGUUCUACCGCAUCAGGUUGAUAAAAUAGUGCAAAUGUACGAAACAAUGAUGACGAGACACUGCACGAUGCUGGUUGGACCUACUGGCGGAGGGAAAACUGUGAUAUUACAGACAUUAGUCAAGGCACAAACUAAUUUGGGACUACCAACUAAACUAACGAUUGUUAAUCCGAAGGCGUGUUCGGUGAUCGAAUUGUAUGGAAUUUUAGAUCCAGUAACAAGAGACUGGACUGACGGUCUUUAUUCAAAAAUAUUUCGAGAAAUGAACAGACCAGCAGAAAAGGACGAGCGCCGCUAUUCCCUCUUCGACGGCGAUGUAGAUGCACUCUGGAUUGAGAACAUGAACUCAGUCAUGGAUGAUAACAAACUGCUCACACUCGCUAAUGGUGAACGAAUCCGACUCGCGCCAUAUUGUGCUCUGCUGUUUGAAGUUGGUGACCUGAACUAUGCGUCUCCGGCGACAGUGUCUAGAGCUGGUAUGGUGUUUGUGGACCCGAAGAAUUUGGGAUACGAGCCGUAUUGGAACAGAUGGCUCCGUGGUAGAAAUAAUGAGGAGGAACGCGAGCAAAUGGCAGGUCUCUUUGAACACUACGUGCCGGGCGCUAUCAAUUACAUCGUUUUUGGUCUAUUCGGUCUGCAGCAGCAGACACCGUUGAAAACCAUUGUACCGCAGACACCGCUCAACUUGGUUGUCCAGCUCUGCUAUAUGAUCAGCGGUCUUCUACCAAACAGGGAGGAUAGCAACGAGGAAAUAGACAGAACGGUCGUCGAAUGCGUGUUUAUGAUUUCGAUGUACAAUAGCCUUGGCGCGGCGAUAGUAGACAAUGGCCGCAUGGACUUCGAUAACUACGUGAAGAAGGCCUGCCCCAUGAUGCUGGUUGAAGACACCACCGAGAAGAAGGCCACCACGAAACACUUUCCCAUGGGUUUCCCCACACUAUACGACUACUGCCUCGAGCUGAACACGAAGACGUGGGAGGCGUGGGAGUGGCUCGUGCCGCAGUACGAGCACGACCGCGACAUGCGCUUCUCCGCGAUCCUCGUGCCCACCGUGGACACGUUAAGACUCACGUGGAUCAUAAAGAUUAUGGAGAGUGUGGAAAGGCCAGUGCUUCUAGUUGGUGAUACGGGAACAUCUAAAACAGCAAUCAUCACGAAUUAUUUACGAGGCUUACCCCCAGAGAAAUACAUAAUCCAACAAAUGAACUUCUCGUCCCGGACCUCGUCCAUGGACGUGCAGCGCAAUCUGGAGUCGGUCGUGGAGAAGAGGACCAAGGACACCUUUGGUCCACCGGUCGGCAAGAAGAUGCUGGUCUUUAUUGAUGAUAUGAACAUGCCUAUAGUAGACACAUACGGAACACAGCAACCCAUAGCACUGCUCAAGCUAUUAUUCGAACGGAAAGGUUUCUAUGACAGAGGCAAGGAUUUGAACUGGAAGAACUUGAAGGAUAUAGGGUUCCUAGCGGCCAUGGGGAAGGCUGGCGGUGGUAGAAAUGAUGUGGACCCGCGCUUCAUAUCGAUGUUCUCGGUAUACAACCUACAGUUCCCCUCGGAGGCGACGCUGCAGCGAAUCUAUGUGUCGAUCCUCCGCGGACACUUUGCGAUCUUCCCGGAGGACGUGCAAGAUAUCGUCGACAAGAUUGUGCAGAUGACGCUCGAUCUAUACAAGAUAAUAAUUGUGGACCUGCCGCCCACGCCCGCCAAGUUCCACUACAUAUUCAACCUGCGCGACCUGUCCCGCGUGGCGGCGGGGCUCUGCCUCACGCACCCCAACUACUUCGGGGAGCGCCGCGCUGUCGUGCGCUGUUGGAGAAACGAGUUCACACGGGUCAUUUGUGACCGGCUUAUUAGUGUACAGGACAAUGAACUAAUGCGUGGGCAUAUACAAGAGCACGUCGCAAAGUACUUCCCAGAAGAGGAACCAGUUGUGCUCGAAGAGAUCGUCGUUCCUGAAGAGGAGGAGCCCACUGGAGAGGAGGAGGAAGAUGAAUUCGCUGCUGAGCUAAAACCAAAAGCUGAAAAGGUUGAAGAACAAGAAGCGGUCAUAGAGGAAGAGGAGGAAGUAGAAGUUGAGAAGCAGCUUACCUUGGAAGAAUAUGUUCUCCGUGAUCCGCUCCUGUUUGGUGAUUACCGAAACGCGCUCGACGAAGAGGAGGUGCGCUAUUAUGAAGAUCUCUUGGAUUAUGAGGCGGUUUAUUUCCUUUUUCAAGAGAUCCUGGACGAGUACAACGAGCGCGUGGGCAAGAUGUCGGUGGUGCUGUUCGAGGACUGCCUCGAGCACCUGACGCGCGCGCACCGCAUCCUGCGCACGGACCGCGGCAACGCCAUGAUCAUCGGCGUCGGCGGAUCCGGCAAGAAGUCCAUCUGCCGCCUCGCCGCCUUCGCUGCCGGGUGUGAGAUGUUCGAAAUAACAGUGACGCGCAAUUACAAUGAGAACACGUUCAAAGACGAUAUGAAGCGGAUGUACAACCAGCUCGGCGUUGAUGGCAAACCCACUGUGUUCCUUUUCACCGCGGCUCAAAUAUUAGAAGAGGGUUUCUUGGAAUUUAUCAAUAACAUCCUUAUGAUCGGAAUGAUUCCUGCUCUUUUCGGUGACGAUGAGAAGGACGCCAUCAUUAAUGCUGUUAGAAACGAAAGCAGUGAAGCGGGAUACGGCGUUGCUAAGGACGCAGUAUGGAACUUCUUCUGCAACAAGUGCGCCAACAAUCUGCACGUGGUGCUAUCUAUGUCGCCCAGCGGAGAUAUAUUGAGAAAUAGGUGCCGAAGUUUUCCAGGCUUAGUUAACAACACCACCAUUGACUGGCAGUUCCCGUGGCCAAAGCAAGCGUUAUUAGCUGUGGCUAAUGUAUUUCUAGCGGAUGUGGAAAAAAUCCCGGAAGAGUUUCGUCCAAUCAUAGUAGAACACGUGGUUCACGUGCACAUGUCGGUAGCACGAUAUUCAGCGGAGUUCCUCUUGCGCCUGCGCAGGAACAACUAUGUCACGCCCAAACAUUACAUGGACUUCCUGACUAACUAUCUGUCGCUGCUGAAUGAGAAAGAUGCUUUUAUUGUUGCUCAGUGUGAACGUCUUAUUGGUGGUUUAGCAAAAAUAGAAGAAGCUAAUGUACAAUUGGAAGACUUGAAUGCUAAAUUGGCGGUGCAAAAGGUGAUUGUAGCGGAGCAAACUAAGGAAUGCGAAAUAUUACUGAAAGAGAUUUCAGUGGCCACGGAAGCAGCAGUAGCGAAACAGCAAGUGGCCGAAGUGAAGAGUGCAGAAAUAACAGAGCAAAGUAAAGUGAUAGCUGAAGAGAAGUCAGAAGCAGAGGAAGCGCUGUCUGCCGCAUUACCGGCGUUAGAAGCGGCUAGACUUGCUCUAGCUGAUUUAGAUAAGAAUGAUAUUACUGAAAUUAGAUCGUUUGCUACGCCGCCGGAAGCUGUGCAGGUUGUAUGCGAAUGUGUAGUUAUCAUACGUGGCAUCAAAGAUGUAAGCUGGAAAGGUGCUAAAGGGAUGAUGGCAGAUCCGAAUUUCUUGAGAAAUCUUCAAGAAAUGAACUGCGACCUGAUAACGCAGAACCAAGUGAAAGCUGUAAAGGCACACAUGAAAAAGAGCAAGAAAUUAGACACUAUGCAACAAAUUAGUAAAGCGGGAUACGGGCUUCUAAAAUUCGUAAUAGCUGUUCUCGGCUACUGCGCUGUAUACAAAGAAGUAAAACCCAAAAAGGACAAAGUGGAAUCUCUAGAGAAGGAAUACACAGAAGCGUGCAACUACCUCGCGUCGCUCAAUCGAGAAAUCGAUAGAUUGCAACGCACUCUGAACGGACUCAACACGAAAUAUGAAACUGCAAUGUUGAGAAGACAAGAACUACAAGAAGAAACGGAUAUUAUGAUGCGAAGAUUGGUUGCAGCCGAUAAGCUAAUGUCUGGUCUAUCGAGUGAACAGAAACGGUGGACUUUAGAUUUGGCAGCGUUAUACGUGGAACAAUCUAGAUUGAUCGGGAACUGUUUGCUUGCUUCUUCUUUCUUGAGUUACGCUGGACCAUUUUCAUUCUCGUUCCGACAAACUAUGAUUUAUGAGGACUGGUUGGGCGAUGUGCUUGAAAGGGGUAUACCGCUUACAAUGCCUUUUACGGUGGAGAGGAAUUUGACGAAUGAAGUUGAGAUUAGCGGAUGGAAUUCAGAAGGUCUCCCGCCAGAUGAGUUAUCAGUACAAAACGGCAUCUUAACAACCAGAGCAUCUCGAUUCCCGCUCUGUAUUGAUCCUCAAACACAAGCGUUAACUUGGAUCAAGAAGAAGGAGGCUAAAAAUAACUUGAAAGUCUUAUCCUUCAAUGAUCCUCAAUUCCUGCGACAUUUGGAGAUGGCCAUAAAAUACGGAAUGCCAGUUCUAUUCCAAGAUGUCAAUGAGUACAUUGAUCCAGUUGUUGAUAAUGUGCUUGAAAAAAAUAUCAAAGUGGAGAGCGGUCGCACGUUCGUGAUGCUGGGCAGCUCGGAGGUGGACUACGACCCGAACUUCCGCAUGUACCUCACCACCAAGCUCGCCAACCCGCAGUUCAACCCGGCGGCCUAUGCGAAGGCUGUUGUUAUCAAUUACACUGUAACCGUUCAGGGUCUAGAAGACCAGCUCCUCAGUGUCGUCGUACGAGCCGAAAGAGCCGAUCUAGAAGAGCAACGCGAGAGUCUAAUCAUAGAAACAAGCGCGAACAAAAGUUUGCUUUCGGGACUCGAGGACUCGCUGCUGCGUGAGCUAGCCACUUCCACUGGUAACAUGUUGGACAACGUGGAGCUGGUCAAUACGCUAGAGAAUACCAAGUCGAAAGCCGCUGAGGUAAUGGAGAAACUAGAGCUCGCAGAAGCAACAACGAAAGACAUAGAGAAAUUGAGAGAUGGCUACAGACCGGUUGCAAAACGCGGCUCCAUACUUUUCUUUGUCCUUUCUGAUAUGGCCGGCGUCAACACCAUGUAUCAGUACUCGCUGUCGUCAUAUUUGGAUGUAUUUUCCUUUUCGCUCCGUAAAGCGAUGCCAAAUGUUAUAUUGGUAAAGCGUCUCAAGAACAUUAUUGACAUGUUGACGAAAAAUGUUUAUGAUUAUGGAUGUACAGGUAUAUUCGAACGCCACAAGCUGUUAUUCUCGUUCCAAAUGGACAUAAAGCUGGAACAGAGCGAAGGCAACGUGAGCCAGAUGGAACUGGACUUCUUCAUCAAAGGGAACAUCUCGCUGGAGAAGGCGGCCAGAGCGUGCCCCGCCAGUUGGUUGCCGUCGCAGGGUUGGCAAGACAUCAUGAAACUGAGCAUAGACUUUCCAGAAACGUUCGGAGACUUGCCGGACAACAUUAGCAAUAAUCUUCAGGAAUGGCAGGAGUGGUUCGACAGCGACGCGCCCGAAUCAUCCGAGAUUCCCAACAAUUACCGUUCCCGCGUGAACCCGUUCUCACUCCUCAUGCUGCUGCGCUGCUUCCGCGUGGACCGCAUCUACCGCGCGCUCACCGACUACAUCACCGUCACUAUGGGCGAGGAAUACAUCACGCCGCCGGUCAUCAGCCUUGACAUGAUAUUCGAGCAAACCACGCCCUACACGCCGGUAGUGUUCAUCCUGAGCCCAGGCUCGGACCCGACGGCAGAUCUGAUGAAGCUCGCAGAUCGCUGCGGCUUUGGCGGCGGCAAGUUCAAGUAUCUCUCCCUUGGACAGGGGCAGGAGGGGGCUGCCCUAUCCCUGCUCGAAGGCGCAAUCUCCCACGGCCAAUGGCUGAUCCUGCAGAACUGCCACCUGCUGGUGUCGUUCCUGCGUGAGCUGGAGAAGCAGCUCGAGAUGAUGGAGAAGCCUCACCCGGAGUACAGACUCUGGCUCACCACGGAUCCCACGCCCACCUUCCCCAUUGGGAUACUGCAGAGGUCGUUGAAAGUGGUAACGGAACCACCGAACGGGCUCAAACUGAACUUACGGAACACGUACUUCAAGAUGCGUGCGCACGCGCUCGAUGAAUGCCCACAUCCGCAGUUUAAGAAACUUGUCUACGUUUUAGCUUUCUUUCACGCAGUUGUUCAGGAGCGUCGCAAGUACGACAAGAUCGGGUGGAACAUCGCGUACGACUUCAGCGAGUCGGACUUCGUGGUGUGCAUGCAGAUCCUGCAGUGCUACCUCGAGCGGUGCCAUGCUGCUGCCGGGCCCACGCCCUGGGCCACGCUCAAGUAUCUCUUUGGAGAGGUGAUGUACGGCGGUCGCGUGAUCGACGACUUCGACCGUCGCGUUGUAGGCACAUACAUGGAGGAGUACAUGGGCGAGUUCCUCUUCGACAAGUUUCAGCCGUUCCACUUCUACCGCGAUGCGCAUUGUGACUAUGUGAUACCGCCCGAUGGGGAACGGGAAGAAUAUAUUGAUUUCAUCGAUACUCUACCACUAGCGAACACACCAGAAGUGUUCGGUCUCCAUCCAAACGCCGAGAUUGGCUACUUCAGUCAAGCUGUCAGAGAAAUGUGGGGACAUUUGAUUGAAUUGCAACCACAAACCAGCGACAGCGGCGGCACGAUGAGCCGCGACGACUUCAUUGACAUGAUCGCUGUGGACAUCCUCAACAAGCUCCCCGCUGAGUAUGAGAUCUGGCGCGUGCGCAAACAGUUCGAGAUGAACAUGACGCCCUCCGCUGUAGUACUGCUGCAAGAGUUGGAGAGAUUCAACCGGCUCAUAGCGAAAAUGCGCAGCACCCUAUCCCUCCUCCGCAAAGCGCUAGCGGGCGAGAUCGGCAUGGACGCAGUGCUGGACAACGUGUCGUACAGCCUGUUCAACGGGCAGCUGCCGCUCGUGUGGCGCUCGCUCGCGCCCGCCACGCGCAAGGGGCUCGGCGGCUGGAUCGAGCACUUCACCGCGCGCGCGCAACAGUACACCGACUGGGCGACCAUGGAGGAGCCGAUAGUGAUCUGGCUGUCCGGUCUGCACAUCCCCGAGUCGUACCUGAUCGCGCACGUGCAGAUCGCGUGCCGGCUCUACACGUGGCCGCUCGACCGCUCCACGCAGUUCACCAGAGUCACCAAGUAUCUGGUGCCCGAUGAUAUUGAGGAGCGGCCUGUCACUGGUUGCUACGUGCGCGGUCUGUACCUAGAGGGCGCGCGGUGGGACGCGGCGGACGGCUGCCUGCGCCGCUCGCACCCCAAGGUGCUGGUCACCGAGCUGCCCAUCAUGUACAUCAUACCCAUCGAGUUCCACAAGCUCAAGCUGCAGAACACGCUACGCACGCCCGUAUACACCACCUCCCAACGGCGCGACGCGAUGGGCGUCGGGCUCGUGUUCGAAGCGGAUCUGUGGACGGCGGAGCACUACAGCCAUUGGGUGCUCCAAGGAGUCUGCCUUAUCAUGAACACCGAUUAAUUAUUAUUAUUAUAUUCCUACGUGCCUUAGAUAAUUAUUAAAAUAACUAAGUACAUUAGGUACACAAUGCUUUAAAAAAAUCCCAAAUAUGUCAAUAAAAUAUUCAAGUCAAAAGGCACAAACAGUAAAGAGAAGACAAGCUUAUUAUCAUUAUUUUAAGGUGUAUUCAUAAAAUGUAUCAAAAGCAUUAUAUUUUUACGUAAAAAAUCGACCUUAUUCGUAUGAGUUAGAGUCGAAUUUACAAACCACAGCAUUUUUGAGUACUCAGUUGUUAUUAAGUUGUUAGGUAUACGAAUUAAUAAUAAUAUGAUGUCACACCCAAGCUUCAUCAUAAGUAUUAUACAGUAAUUGUAAACAAACGUUCUUCUUAAAGUUAUUGAUAUCAUAAUAUUAUCAUAGUCUUAAUUUGUUAUUUAUAUUAUCUAAAAACCCAAACAUAAUUUUAUUUCUCUUACUGAUACCUUCUUGGAAAUAAUUUUAGUUGGAAAUGAUAUCUUAUCACAAGCUGUUUGUUUUGCAGAAAUAUUUUUAGUUUUUUAUAAGAUAAAUGUUAACUUUAAUUUAUUUAAUAAAGACUGAUUAAGCUUUA
Colias croceus (clouded yellow) is the source of this 15277-nucleotide messenger RNA. It is a transcript of the gene Dhc98D, whose product is annotated as dynein axonemal heavy chain 10. The record is from RefSeq and is a predicted model, not a curated record. Gene Ontology annotation, biological process: microtubule-based movement. NCBI's taxonomy places the organism in Eukaryota, Metazoa, Arthropoda, Insecta, Lepidoptera, Pieridae. The transcript is spliced from 90 exons. Gene Ontology annotation, cellular component: dynein complex. Bases 1 to 14688 code for a protein of 4895 amino acids. Gene Ontology annotation, molecular function: ATP binding; dynein light intermediate chain binding; minus-end-directed microtubule motor activity.